Molecule: messenger RNA, 564 nt
Organism: Mycotypha africana
Lineage: Eukaryota; Fungi; Mucoromycota; Mucoromycetes; Mucorales; Mycotyphaceae
Exons: 2
Coding region: 1-564 (187 amino acids)
Source: RefSeq, a predicted model, not a curated record
AUGUCAGCGCCGCAGAAAAGAAAUGUCAACACCAAAACCGGCAGUACGGGCAGUAAGGCUGUAAGCAGCAUUGUUGAUGAUCUCAUCCGUGCAUCUGCUGGUGCUGGUGCAAAAAAUAUUGCGGAUGAAGAUUUGGACAAGUAUGUCGCUGAUCUCAUUCUAAAAGAAGCGCAAGAAAAACGAAAAAAGUAUGAAAAAGUUGGAAUUCAAGCAUAUGAGCCUUCAUCUUCCCGUGCUAAUCGUCCCAAAUUUUCAGCUGGAUUUCUACUCAAUGUUGUGAAACAAACGGAUUCAUCGAAUAGAGCAGCUAUUCGGUCUAAUCAAGAAACAAUAACUAAACUACGUCGAGAGCGAUAUAAAAACGAGGCAAAAGGACGGCGAUCAAAGGAAUACAGCAGUAACACUGGUAUAAACAGUGAGAGACAACGAACGAGCCGACAUUCUUCGUCACGAUCCCGUUCCCGAUCACCUCUAUCAUCUCCACAUACUCGAUCGGAUGCCUUACCGACAAAUACCAUCAGUAGUAAUAGCAAUAACAGAGAACCAUAUAAUGAUAGUAAUUAG